This is a messenger RNA of Liolophura sinensis, 1580 nucleotides long. Its product is annotated as tetraspanin-18-like. NCBI's taxonomy places the organism in Eukaryota, Metazoa, Mollusca, Polyplacophora, Chitonida, Chitonidae. Gene Ontology annotation, cellular component: membrane. The transcript has 7 exons. The record is from RefSeq and is a predicted model, not a curated record. The coding region runs from base 52 to 873 and encodes 273 amino acids.
CCUUAUAGUGCGGACUUGGAUAUAGGCCUGUUUAUACGUUUGCAUGUCAAGAUGGCGGACGGCUGUCGAAAGUGCAUGAAAAUAUCAUUGCUGAUUUUCAACCUUGUUUUUCUUGUCGCCGGAGCUGCUGCAAUCGGAUUGGGAGCAUGGGUGAUUUUGAAAACUUCUGACGUCAUCGAGUUGAUUGACCUUGAGACGGCCACAAUAGACAUGGCGGAGAUGUUGCGGAGGGGUGCGUACGCGUUGAUAUCUGUCGGUGUAGUGAUCCUUUUCCUCAGUCUGCUUGGAUUUAUUGGGGCAUGCAAAGAAAGCAAAUGUUUGCUCAUUUUGUACGGUGUCGUUGUGCUUGUCCUGGUUUUAAUACAGCUUUCCGCAAUCAUCCUAGCCGUUUUAUUUCGAGACAAGAUCGAACGGGAACUCAUCUCGUUCCUGAACACGACACUGGUGGACCACUACGAGGGUCAUUUUGAUUCUAAGGAGCCCUUCUCUGUCCUUUGGGACGGUUAUCAGAUUUCGGGUGAGUGCUGCGGAAUUGUCAACCAGGAUGAUUUUCUCUACACUAAAAAGUGGAACCGGAGUUUCCCAUUGCCAAACUCCGUAAUUCCGUUUACAUGCUGCCAGUUUUUGGACACUUCCGUUUACCCCAAUGAGCCCGAUUCCUUACAACCAAAGUCUUUCAACUGUACAGUUUCACCAGAUGAAAACAAUGCCUGGUUGAAUAAGGGUUGUUUUGACACGCUCAAGUCAGAGUUUGGGACGGCCGCUAACUACAUCAUCAUAGGAGGAGCUGUGGUUCUAACAAUACAGCUGAUUGGGGCUAUUUUGGCUUUUGGUCUCACCAGAGCUGUUCAUAACUCACAUAAAAUCGUCUGAGGUUUAUGGAUCAGAUGUUGAAAUCCAAGAUGGCCGCUCAGUUGAGCAGGUACAAGGUGGUUUAAUCCGAAAUGAAAACCUCAAUAUUAUAAGAAGACAAAGCCGCGAUUGGCCAGAUCAAAACUUCACCACAUUCGUGCUGUGGGAAAUAAUGGGUUUUCAAGUUUCCUAUCCAGACAGGAAACGAUAACUCCGUUUUGAUGAUAUCACACUGUGCUGAUUGUAAAUGAUUUCAACCAGGCGGGAGAAAUUCGGCAACCUUAUUUCAUAUGAAGCGAAAGCCUGUAAUAAAAACUAGAUAUUGAGAAUGUUGUAUUUGACGAUAGUUUUAUACAACUCAGAAAACGAAUGGGAUUGUAAACUAUUAAUGAACUCGGACAUAUCAUUGUUUGUUUUCAAGAUACACGGCACAUAUAAUACAGAUUUCCGUGAAUUUAUUUUUCUUCCUAUUCAUAAUUAUUAUUGUAAGAGUUCCUGCACGUUUUACCUUGUACAUUUAUACUGUAUAUACAUUUACAUUCAAAAGUAUGUUAGUGUCUACAAUAUUAAAUCAUUAAAUCAUAUCCCUUAGAUAAGUCCAGUUCAUGGUACAUUCUUCUCCGGCCGUAGGUGAGAAUGUCUGCCAGCAUGGUCGUGGGUUUCCCCCGGGCAUCUACCAUACAGCUGGCCGCCAUCGUAUAGGUGAAACGUUCUUGAGUAUGGCAUAA